Messenger RNA from Lizanozyma spartinae, 2211 nucleotides. RefSeq names its product Pex8p (gene PEX8). The transcript has a single exon. Lineage: Eukaryota; Fungi; Ascomycota; Pichiomycetes; Serinales; Debaryomycetaceae. Bases 1 to 2211 code for a protein of 736 amino acids. The record is from RefSeq and is a predicted model, not a curated record.
AUGUCCAAUCUAUACAAUCAAUUGGGGCCUCAAGGGAGAGCUCUUCUAAACAGACAGCCACCAGGUUCCAAUCAGACGGUCGUGUAUGAGAAUGAUAAUCCUGUUCCUCAAGACCUAGACUUCUUAGUCAAUGAACUAAGAAGUCCGUACCCUGACACAACCAUACAAAAGAUCAUGGGGUUCAUGUACCAUUAUUUACCGUUCAUCAAGUUAGAAUAUAACUUACGAAUUGUGUUAUCAAGUUUCCUCAAUAACUCUGUGACUUUUGGUGUCGUUGCUCCUCCUUUUGAAGAGUCGUAUCAAAUCGUAGAGCUCUUUAGGGCCGUUGCUGAAAAGAAGUUAAAGGUGAGUCAGCCUACGCUUUCUAUCAAGACAUGGUACUCUGUUGUGACGCGAGAAUUGGUCAACUUUGUUGCCUACAACCCUUUUCAGAACUCUUGGAAAGUGAUCCCGGUGAUAGCUGGGUUGAUGUUGGCUAAGAGUAUACGAUAUGAGGUGUGUUCUGGGGUUGAAUACGGUUGGUUUUUUAGGGAGACAGACGAGAAACUUCAUAGAUUGUUUGUCGAAUGCUUACGUAACUCUUUGACGGGGUACCAAAGCAAAGACGUUGUAAAUUUGGUGUUGAUGUCUUAUGCUGUAGUCUUUAAUAGAGAAGAUGCUAGUGUCAAGUCUUAUACUGGCAAUGUUGCACCUGAGUUCAUGAUAUCCAAGUUAGUGGAGCUAAUUUUCAGUUCAGAGUACCCUCUCAGUGCCAAUGCUUACAGGGAGUUGUUGAAGUUGGACAUCCAUUCUACCGACGUAGAAGAAGCUCAAGUUCAGAAGAUAUUGCUGCUGCCGGUGGUAAGAAACUUAAACAAAUUGUCAUUCUUAUUGGAGGCUUAUUUGGCAAGCUUACCCCGUACUUCUUCGCUGAAGAGCUUGAAACUGGUGGAAGCCGGUCUUGACACAGUAUUGAGCUUCAAUAAGGAACUCUUCCAAAGAGUUAGUGGGUCUGUACUUAAUCGAGACCCUCUAAGUUGUGCACAAACUCCACUUGAGAGUCAUUGUUGGUUCUUCUUGAAGAAUGUGUUGUUCACCGAGGUCAUUAUGUUUCAAGGCAUCUUGAGUCGUUUGCUUGUGCCUCCCCCACGGAAACAAAGUCUUCAUUUCUUCAGCAGACAAUUUGAUGACACUGCUGAAUGCAAAAAAUUAUCAUUCAUGAUCCUCUAUAAUCUUUUCUAUACUAAUUUCAUCCUUUUAUCCGUGGGUCAAGGUGGAUUUGAUAACUAUAACUUUGUCUACUAUUUGACAGUGGAAUUAGCAUUGAACAGUCCAGAUGUGGAACCCAUGGAAGCGUUCACCAGCUCCAUUGUCACACACGACUUGAAUUGUUGUCUGCCAGAGAUGCUCAACGCCGACUAUUUAGUCAUUAGUAAGGCCUUGUUCAUCCUAGGACUUUGGGAAAGCUAUGUCCAACACAAGAGCGCCAACGUACGGUUUAUAAAGGAGAUCAUAUAUCCGUUUUGUUGGAAGAUUGUCACCAAUAGGCAAUUCACCAACCCCGAGAUGGUUGAAGGUUGUCAUUCAGUAUUGUUGAUUUGUUUAAGUAAUGGUACAUGGUUGAAUUCUUCAUCUACUUCAAUCAAAGAGACUUUGGAGUAUGUUGGAGUAUUAGAUUCCCAAUUUCCCCAGUUAAUCUCUUCACAACAGCUUUCAAUAGCCAUAGAGUCUAUUGGAAAACGACUUUUAUCCUCACCAAUCCAAUACGAUAAUACGUCCAUUCACGCUAAUUCUGGUGAAGAGGUCCUUGACUUUUAUUAUUUCCGUUGUUCAAACACUACCCCAGGUAUCAUGAUCCCCCAAACCUCAUUGACUACCCUGGAAUCGUUCCCCUCGGCGAGACCAGACAUAGAGAUUACCUCCCCAUCGGCAGUAGGUCCUAUUCAAUAUCAAAUGGCCGAUAGAGUGAUACCUGAAACAACCAGAGAAGCAAAGAUCGUGGCGUUUAUACGGCUUGUGCCUUAUAUCCCAUUGUCAACGUUUGAACGGUGGUUGAACAAGGUGCUUUCUUUGGUCCAACACAGCAAUAGGGCUGAACAGGAGUAUUUGCUUAAGAUGUACUGGAGAGUUCUUAGUGAAAACUUGGAUUCCAACAGGAGUGACUUGGCUAUGAGAUGGUGGUAUGAACGGAAACGUAUACCGGAAACGGGACUUAUUAAGUCGAUGAUCUAA